Messenger RNA from Eptesicus fuscus (big brown bat), 981 nucleotides. RefSeq names its product zinc finger protein 484-like. Gene Ontology annotation, biological process: negative regulation of transcription by RNA polymerase II; regulation of cytokine production; regulation of immune system process. The record is from RefSeq and is a predicted model, not a curated record. The transcript has 3 exons. Bases 1 to 852 code for a protein of 283 amino acids. NCBI's taxonomy places the organism in Eukaryota, Metazoa, Chordata, Mammalia, Chiroptera, Vespertilionidae.
AUGUACCUCUACAAGGAGAUUCACAGGCGAAAUGCUCACCUCGUUAACCACAAGAUGGUUCAUACUGGAGAGAAGUCAUAUGAGUGUACAGAUUGUGGGAAGUCCUUCUGUCAUAGCUCAAGCCUCAUUCAACAUCAGAGAGUUCAUUCUGGAGAAAAGCCAUAUGAGUGUAGUGAUUGUGGGAAAUCUUUUAGGUUCAAUAAUCACCUUCAUAUCCACAAGAGAGUUCACACUGGAGACAAGCCUUAUGAGUGUAGUGAAUGUGGGAAGUCCUUCCAUGGUAGCUCAAGCCUCAUUCAACAUCAGAGAAUUCAUUCUGGAAAAAAGCCAUAUGAGUGUACAGAUUGUGGGAAGUCCUUUCGUCGUAACUCAAAGCUAAUUCAACAUCAGAGAGUUCAUUCUGGAGAAAAGCCCUAUGAGUGUAGUUAUUGUGGGAAAUCUUUUAGGUUAAAUAGUCAACUUCAUGUCCACAAGAGAGUUCAUACUGGAGAGAGGCCAUAUGUGUGUGGUGAUUGUGGGAAGGCUUUUGUUGAUAGGUCUACCUUCAUUCGUCACCACAGAAUUCACACUGGCGACAAGCCUUACAAGUGUAGUGAAUGUGGGAAGGCCUUCGGUGUUCGCUCAAGCCUCAUUCAACAUCAGAGAGUUCAUUCUGGAGAAAAGCCCUAUGAGUGUAAUGAAUGUGGGAAGUCCUACAGUCAAAGAUGUGACUUAAAUAAGCAUCACAAAAUUCACACUGGAGAAAAGCCCUAUGAGUGUAGUGAUUGUGGGAAAUCUUUUAGGCUUAAUAGUAGCCUUCGUAUCCACAAGAGAGUUCAUACAGAAGAGAGGCCAUAUGCAUGUGGUGAUUGAGGGAAAGCUUUCGUUGCUAGGUCUAUGCUCCUUUGCCACCACAGAGUUCACACUGGAGACACGCCUUAUGUGAAUGUGGGACGUCCUUCAGUGAAGGAUCUGGCUUAAAUAAGCACCACAGAAUUCACA